UCCUUGGGGAGGUUGACGUCGGUUGACGUCCUAACCUCUAUCAUAAAAGAUUAUUCAGCUGAUAUUCGCCUCCAAUCAAAAUUCUUAUGCCCGAUUCCUCCCAAAAUUAAAGAAAAAACAUUCAUCUGAAUGAAACUGUGUCGAAGAAAACGGUCAGUUGAGUAUAUUAAAUACUGAAAACUAGCAAAUACUCGUGACAAGUUAAUUCAGUAGAAUAUAUAAUAAUGCAAAAUGGAGACGCUGAUAUCACAGAGGAACCGGCAUCUGCAAAAAAAUGCUUAAUGCUACAUAUAAUCGAAUGUUUUAUUAUUGAAUAAACAAUGUCUGGGCAAUCACGAAAGUUUCUCCAAGGUAUUGCUGCGCGUAUUAGCAAAUCACCUAUGGUGUACAGUGCAUCAACUGCAAUUGAAAAUGCAUCGACAAAGGCUCAAGGACAGUUGACCAACCUUCAAAAUAUUGCAACGAAAAAAUACGACACUAUCGUUAAACAAGUAAAUGGAUCAACAAUAAUUCAGGAUCCGAACUUGGCGCCUCUGGCACAACCUGCACCAAUACCAAAGAGCCUUAUAAAUGUAUGGCGAUGGUAUCAACAAUUGACAGGUCUCCAAGAUGUAGAAAUGGCCCAGCAUCAAGUUAUCGCUGUACAGAACAAAUUAUUCAAGUGUCAGGAUGAACGUAGAGUUCUAAAUCACCAAGCAGAGGUAAUAGCAGAAAAAUUGAAAGAUGUUUAUGGAGAACUGGUACAAAUCAAGCGUGAAGACCCCAAAUAUGUCCAGUUAACAAUAUUGGAAAACAAAGGAUUGCAGGAACAAUCGAGAAUAACAAACCAAUUAAAGCUCUUAGAAAAUGAAGAAAGAGAUCAUUUUACACAACUGGCAACUGCCAUAAAGGAGUAUCACGACAGUCAAGCAAUGAAUGCUCAAAAAUAUAAAUAUUUAUCCAUUCUUGCGUCAGCCACGCUUGCAAUCAUUUCCCUUUGUGGUUCAAUGAUAUAUAACAAUAGGAGAAUAAGAGAUAUGAGAAUUGCCAUAGCAGAGGCUCAGAUACAGAAUGAACAAACUUUCAAGGAUCACUUUGAUUCUUUAGAAAAAAUAAUUACUGAGGGACUCAGUAGAGAGAUCGUUGAAAUUCCUCAUCCUCAACAAGAGACUUCUAAUUUUUUUACAACUAGAAAUAUUUGCAUUGGGGUUCUGACUCUUCUGCUAAGUAAAUUAUUUUGGUAAAAGAGAUGCUCGACCACAAGAUGCGUUACAGGCUGCAAAUAAUUGAUUGCAUUUGUUAAAGGAUAAUAUAACACAUAAAAUGAUAGGUAGGUAAUUAAUUGAAAAGGAAAGAGGUGGUUGACUGGUUCAAGCGAUGAUUUUACUGAUUUAUUUCAAAAAGUUUAUUAGGUGGUUGGUAAUAACUAUUCUUUUCAUUUUUAUAAAAGUAAAAAUGAUUUAAGAAACUUGUUUGAACGUCAUUUCAUUUCGAGAUGCACUGAGGAAAGAAAAUCGUUUGCUAAUAGAAAAAAAUUUAUUUCAUAUCUUUAUUAUUACGAUUAUACAUGUAAAUAAACGGUAAAAUAAAAAGAUUGUUAAUGAGUA
Messenger RNA from Venturia canescens, 1586 nucleotides. RefSeq lists its product as uncharacterized. The record is from RefSeq and is a predicted model, not a curated record. The transcript has 3 exons. Bases 321 to 1223 code for a protein of 300 amino acids. NCBI's taxonomy places the organism in Eukaryota, Metazoa, Arthropoda, Insecta, Hymenoptera, Ichneumonidae.